Vicugna pacos (alpaca) is the source of this 6709-nucleotide messenger RNA. NCBI's taxonomy places the organism in Eukaryota, Metazoa, Chordata, Mammalia, Artiodactyla, Camelidae. The record is from RefSeq and is a predicted model, not a curated record.
CUUCUUUAGUGUUGGGGAGCCCAGGAAAAGCUUCAGGACGAGAGUUGGGAAACUCGGCGAGUUGGGGUGUCGGUGUGUGGCAGUGAGUGGGCCGAGCCGAGAGGAAGCGAGAGCGCCCGAGUUUGCAGAGAGCUGCUUUGUGUUUGAACACAGUUAUGGCCACCCAGGUAAUGGGACAGUCUUCCGGAGGAGGAGGGCUGUUCCCCAGCAGUGGUAGUAUCGGCAUGGCCUUGUCUAAUGACAUGUACGACUUGCCUGAUCUCUCCAGAGCAGAACUGGCUGCACCUCAGCUCAUCAUGUUGGCAAAUGUGGCCCUAACUGGAGAAGUAAAUGGCAGCUGCUGUGAUUACCUGGUUGGCGAAGAAAGACAGAUGGCAGAAUUGAUGCCUGUUGGGGAUAACAAUUUUUCAGAUAGUGAUGGAGAAGGACUUGAGGAGUCUCCUGAAGAGAAAGGUGAACACAGUGGACUGGAAAACAUGGAACUGGAGAGUUUGGAACUCAGUGUUGUGGAACCACAGCCUGUGUUUGAGGUAUCAGCUGCCCCAGAAACGUACAGCUCAAAUGAAGAUCUUCCUCCAGAAACACCUGUAGCAGAGGACAAAUGCAAGAACUUGAAGACCAAACCCUUUCGCUGUAAACCAUGCCAAUAUGAAGCAGAAUCUGAAGAACAGUUUGUGCAUCACAUCCGAGUUCAUAGUGCCAAGAAAUUUUUUGUGGAAGAAAGUGCAGAGAAGCAAGCAAAAGCCAGGGAAUCUGGCUCUUCCACUGCAGAAGAGGGAGAUUUCUCCAAGGGCCCCAUCCGCUGUGACCGCUGCGGCUACAAUACCAAUCGAUACGAUCACUAUACCGCUCACCUGAAACACCACACCAGAGCGGGGGAUAAUGAGCGAGUCUACAAGUGCAUCAUUUGCACGUACACCACAGUAAGCGAAUAUCACUGGAGGAAACACUUGAGAAACCAUUUUCCAAGGAAAGUAUACACAUGUGGAAAAUGCAACUAUUUUUCAGACAGAAAAAACAACUAUGUUCAGCAUGUUCGAACUCAUACGGGCGAACGCCCAUAUAAAUGUGAACUUUGUCCUUACUCUAGUUCUCAGAAGACUCACCUAACCAGACAUAUGCGUACUCAUUCAGGUGAGAAGCCAUUUAAGUGUGACCAGUGCAGUUAUGUGGCCUCUAAUCAACACGAAGUAACCCGCCAUGCAAGACAGGUUCACAAUGGGCCUAAACCUCUUAACUGCCCACACUGUGACUACAAAACAGCAGAUAGAAGUAAUUUCAAAAAACACGUAGAGCUACAUGUGAAUCCACGGCAGUUCAAUUGCCCUGUAUGCGACUACGCAGCUUCCAAGAAGUGCAAUCUGCAGUAUCACUUCAAAUCUAAGCAUCCUACUUGCCCUGAUAAAACAAUGGAUGUCUCAAAAGUGAAACUGAAGAAAACCAAAAAGCGAGAGGCUGACUUGCCUGAUAACAAAAUUACUGAUGAGAAAACAGAAACAGAGCAGACGAAAGUAAAGGGGGAUGUGUCUGGGAAGAAAAAUGAGAGGUCUGUAAAAGUGGAGAAAAAAGAUAAUGUUUCAAAAGAGAAAAAGCCUUACAGUAGUGCCUCAACCCAAGUGGCUACCAGAACUCGCAAAUCAGCCACGGAAACUAAAGAAGUAGAUGUGCAUACAGGAAAUAACUCAGAAAAAACCUUUAAAACCAAGAAAAGCAAAAGGAAGAUGGAAGCUGAAGCCCAUUCCUUGCAAGAUCCUGUUAAUGAUGAGGAACCUGUGACAAAAAAGAAAAAGAAGGCAGAAAGCAAAUCCAAAAAUAGUCAGGAAGUGCCAAAGGGUGACAGCAAAGUAGAUGAGAAUAAAAAACAAAAUAUUUACGUGAAAAAAGGUACGAAGAAGAAGACUCUGAAAAAUAAACCAUGUAAAAAAAGCAGCAAGCCUGCUCAGAGGGAGACUGUUCAGAGGAGGCCUUCUCAGGUGGAGCCUGCGCAGGUGGGGCCUGCGCAGACAGAGCCUCUGCCUCCCACGGCAUCUGCUCAGGGGGGGCCUGUUCAGACGGAAGCAACUCCCCCUGUGGGGCCUGCUGAGGUCGAGAUUGUUCAGAAGGGGCCUGUGCACAUGGAGCCUCCUCUUCCCAUGGGGCCUGCUGAGGUCGAGGUUGUUCAGAAGGGGCUUGUUGAGAUGGAGCCUCCUCCCACGGAGCUGAUCCCCAAAAGGUCUCCUCGAAAAGAUAAUAAGGAAAAGUCCAACAUGCAGGGUGAAGUGGCACAGAAAGAGCAGGUCCUUAUUGAAGUUGGCUUAGUGCCUGUUGCAGAUAGGCUGCUUCUAAAGGAAAGCGCUGGUACACAGGAUCUCUCAGCACCGUCACCACCUCUGCCAAAGGAAAACGUAAAGGAAGAGAAGACAAAAGACCAAAAAUUAUUCACUGCAGACGAAGGAGAUAAAGAAGCCCCUCUUCAAAAAGUGGAAGCAGAAGAGGCAGAUAAGAGUCUGGCUGGUCUUGCUGCUGUUACCAAGGAAUCUGCCCCUAUUUCAUCCUCUGAACAAAACUUGAAUUUGCCAGAGGGUGAAACUUCAAAUGGUGGACAUCAGGCUGACACUGUGCUUUGUGAAAUGGAAGUGGAUACUGAGGAGAACAAAACAGAGAAUCCCUCUGGCAGAGACUUGGCAGUUGAAGAGCCAGUUCCACCACCGCUUCUUCCUCUGCCACUGGAGAAACAUGAAGCAGUGUCCAAAACUGCUGUAGCAUCACCUCCUGUCACCGUGGCAGUAAAUGAGUCUCAGGAAAUGGAUGAAGAUGAAGGCAUCCAUAGUCACGACGGAAGUGACCUAAGUGACAACUUGUCAGAGGAUAGUGAUGAUUCUGGAUUGAAUGGGGCUCGGCAACUUCCACAAGAAGCUAGUAGCAAGAAUGCAAAGGAAGCCUCGGCAGUCAAGGUGACUGAGGGAGAUUUUGUUUGUAUCUUCUGUGAUCGGUCUUUUAGAAAGGAGAAAGAUUACAGCAAACACCUCAAUCGCCAUUUGGUUAAUGUGUACUUCCUUGAAGAGGCAGCUCAAGGGCAGGAGUAGUUAAACUUUGGAGAAAGCUUCAGUUCUUAAUUUGUAAGGUCUAUGACAUUUUAUCUUCAUUUGUAGUUGCAGACAACUUUUUGUUUUUAAAAUUGCUUUAAUAAGUGUUCAAUCUUGAGUUUUAAAUGGCACUCUUAGGACUCUGUAUACCUACUGAUAUGUAAAUUUUAGUAAAUCCAAGGGAGUUAGUGUGCUAAACCAGCAGAUACCUAAAUCUGUUAGCUUAUGCAUUUAAUUGAACCAGUAAGGCCCAGGUGAUAUUACAUAUUCUAUUGCUUUGCCCAGAUACAACUUCUCAGUUUUUUUCCCAUGUCUGUCUUCCUCUUUCACUUUGUUUAUUCUUAGUUCCUUUUUUAGCUCUAUAAAAAUUGGCAUACUCAAGCAAUUUGAGUAUUUGCCUGCUUUAUAUAAAGUUAGCACUUUAAAAUUGUUUUAGUGAUGAGAAGAGACAUUUAAAUUGAAGAGAAAUUCUCCCAACAAUGGACAUUGUAUCAGUCCAGGUAUUUACUUCUUGAGUUUUGAUCAAAUGUACUUAUUUGUGUAUAUGUUAAUCAUCAUAAAAAACAUUGAUUUUGGUGUGUUUUUUAAUUUUGGUGCUUUAAUGGCUUAAUACGUUGCACAUUUAAAAAAUCUAUGCAGUUACAUUUUUUGUAGAAAUAGCAUUUGUGUUGAACAGUGAUACUUUAUACAUGUAUUUUCCUGUAUUUUUUUCCUCUUUGGAGGGAUGCUUUUAAUCUUGUUUGCAAAAGGGCAGGUUUUUUGUUAUGUUUUGUUUUGUUUUUCUUUGCUGCAACUUUCUUUUUUUCCAGAUUAUUAGUGUGUGCAUAUUUGUGAGCAAAUGAAACAUGCAGGUUCAAUUCAUUGAUUCUGAUAUUCACAUCUAUGCCAGAACCUGCAUUUCAUGUAAGUUAUUUAUUUUAAGUGGAUGUUGUGAAUUCACAGCUCUCAGUUUGAACUUUACAGUAAAUGAACUACUAGGCUCUAUGUGGAAUGGAUUUUUAUCCCAAAUACCAACCAUCAGUAAAAAAUUUUGACCUGUUUUAGUAUAACUGCUUCCUACAUGUAUAGUUGUUAGGUUAUAUCCUUGAGGAAAAUCUUUUUUCAUAGAUGGUUGGUGUUUAUUUGUCUACUCAGCUGAAUAAAGAACUGUAAAUGAUAUUUGGAAAUACAAACCUGGAAUUAGGAGACGUAAUUACUCUUUCAGGUUAUACAGAAUAUGCUUGUGAGAUUCCAAAGCCAUAGCAAUUAUAUGGAAAACCUAGGAUAAGAAAGGUAGUGUGAGUGCUGGUAGACCAGCUGCAACUUCCUAUGAAUACAAUGAAAAAAGGCUGGUGAAACUUAAGUACAGUCCAGAUUAAAAAUCACACUUCUCAGGGAUCUCCACCUACUUGUGGGUGUCCUGGCUGUUCCUGUGACUGCCUUUUUCUCCAGGUGAGGCCUCAGUGAAUUGCAGCUGUUCUGGUGUUCCUAUGGGGACACUUUGUAUGGAGGAAUAUGUACUCCCAGGCUUUGUUGGUAGGUUCUUUAGCCAGUCAUCAAAGACUAUGAAGGAGUCUAACAAAGAAUUUUUCUUGUUGAUAGCAGUUAUUCAUUGUAAUCCAGUAAAGUAUGAUCCCAGUAGGGAACCUUGAACAGUUUAGAUCCUCCCAUGUUGUAUUCUGAAAUAACCACUCUGUAUUUCAUUUAUUUUCUUUUGUCUGGUGAUCUCUGAGGCAGGAUUCAGAGUUUGGCAAUGCAACAUGAAAGUAGGAAAAGUAUUGAAGUGUGGGUGGAAAACUUGUUAAAAAUCUGAAAGUUUGAAGUUUAAGCUAAAAGGCAUUUGAAUUUGGAAUUGACUGGGAGGCCAAAGAUUUAAAGAAGUGGAAGAUUCUCUCAAGACAUGAGGAGUAAGUUGUAUUUUGCUUGUUUGUUUUGUGUGCAUGAUGGAGAUUUGUAAAUGAUGUUGAACUCUGGGUGAAUUCUCAGCUCCGACAAUCAUUGUCAACAGAAAAUCAAGCUGCAAAUAUUUAUGGUUUAAAUCUUAAAUUAUAAGUCUAGUUAAAUCUUUCUAACAACUAGUUUUAAUGUUCAUGGGUACAUUUUGUGUAAGUUACUUUUUACAGUAUAUAUGAAAAGAUUCAUGCUGAGUACAAAUUAUAGAUUGGAGAUCAGUUUGGGGAAUAGGUUUUUGUGGAUUUGUUGAUACUUUAAAAGAAAAAGAUUUGAUUUCUGAGGAAUUGGACCAAUUUUCUUAUCUAAAUUUUAAGGGAGAAUGCCCAAAGCAGAAGUAUGAAGGAAAUUACAACCCUUUAUUAAAGUGAUCCGUGAAAAUAUUUUUACUGGAAUUUGAGUGGACUUGAGUCCUUGAUUCCAGAAAAUAAGGAUUUGAUUGUCAGGCCUAUAUUAGGUUCUGAACCUUAAUGCCAUGUAUUUGUACUUAUUAAAAAUUGUUUCAGUGAAAACUAUGUUAGUAAUAUGAACUUCUGGUCUAGUUGGGAGUUCAUUUGAAAAAUGUGAUAUUUGCAUGGGACUGUUUGAAUCUUUUUGUUUUUUCAGUUUCCCCUCCUGGAUAGGAUUGAAGCUAGAAUUUUCCCUUUUGAUAAAGGAAUAAAAACUAAACACAUUAUUUGUAAAUUAAUGAUUAGUACUAGAGAGAAAGUUGAAAUACUUAGAAUACAUUAUAAGCCUCAUCCUAGGUAGCCAUAUAAAAAUAUCAAUUUUAACUGUCUUCUGAACCUGUAUUCACAUUGGUUUUUCAAGAUAUUUUAAGUUAUAUUUUUCCUCUUUUCAGGGCUGCUUCUAUGGGACUUUUUUUUUUUUUUUUUUUUUUUUUUUGGUAAAUUGAGGUGUAAUUCACAAAGGGCUGCAUUUUUUGUUAAGGUUUUUUUACAACUAUGGUUCAGUGUUAUACUCUAGUCUUCCAAGAAGGGCCAUUUUACUUUAUAGAGUCACUUCUAAAGUCAUGUGGUCUUUAACUCUGGGGACUAUUUUGCAUAUGAAUGCUAAUUCAGAUUUAAGCUUAAGUCAUCACGUAUCACCCCAUGAAUGUUGACAAUGGAAGUAAUACCUUUCCUGUAGUUUCAGUUCUUGACUGAAAAACUGGAAGGAACUUCAUUUUCUUUUUUUGCACAUAUCAGGAAAACAGCUAUUGUGCAGUUACCUUGUUGACCUCAGCAGAUAAACUGGACUGAUAGUGUUAAUUCAGAUUUAAGAAAUUAUCUGAAUCUUGGUUUGUGUAGAUUUGUGAUCUACAUGCAAUAUUAACUAGAUUGGAUAGAUUUUACAUUUUCGUAUAUAUGCAUAGGCUCUUCCCACUCCUCAGCAUCCAUUAGUUUAUUGAACUUUGUAAGCUGGCAUUGAAACGUUAUAAUGUAUUGUUGCACCAGUUUUAUAAGCUUCUACAGUGCAAUACAUGUUAUGUUUCAGAGACAAACCAAAGGUUAAUUUCUCAAGGUUCUUGCUGUUUGCUUUAGCAGCAUUUGAUGGAGUUAUACAUUUAUAAUAGAUGAAAAAUAAACCAGAUUGCAAAUCGGUUUUUUUUUUUUAAAGCAAACCAUGUACCAAGUUUUUGGUCCAAAUUGUGUAGGAUAAGUUAAAUUGCAUUCUAUUAACCAGUAUGAGUGUAUUAUAAGUAUAGUUAUGUUGAAAUAAAGUGUUAAAAAGCA